Molecule: messenger RNA, 3328 nt
Organism: Folsomia candida
Lineage: Eukaryota; Metazoa; Arthropoda; Collembola; Entomobryomorpha; Isotomidae
Product: glycine receptor subunit alphaZ1
Exons: 15
Coding region: 247-1869 (540 amino acids)
Biological process (GO): regulation of membrane potential; chemical synaptic transmission; signal transduction
Cellular component (GO): neuron projection; membrane; synapse
Molecular function (GO): transmembrane signaling receptor activity; extracellular ligand-gated monoatomic ion channel activity; neurotransmitter receptor activity
Source: RefSeq, a predicted model, not a curated record
CAAGAUCUCAUAGUCUUUGCAGUAAUGAGACAGCCAGGGCUGGAUAAUUUGACUUGAUUUUCACCCCUACAAUCGCAUAAAUAUUGUUCAUUCCUGGUGCCUAUUGUUUCACAUUCACUGCUCAGUUCUCAACUUUUUCUAGAUUAUAUCAUCACAUUUAGCCUUCGUCUUAGCACAUAUUUCACUGUAGCGUCACCUGGAAAUAUACAGCUAGUUAUUACAUUAACUCUAAAUCAUAUACAUACAAUGAUUCUCAGAAAAAAUUCAUUUUUAAUUUUAUCCGUUUCACUUGUGCUUCUAAUCAGCGGAUCAGUCAGUUCUUCUUCCAUUCACAAACGAGUGGAACGAGCCCCACAGCCACGUGCACGUUCCAGCCCAGAUAAGGAUUCUGGUCUACUAAUUGAAAACAUCAGGGAUGAACCCAUUGAACCGUUGCGAACUACAAAUCUCAACAAGACCACUUCUGUCGGAUUUCUCCCACUUCCUCCGAACUACAACAAAUUGGUAAUUCCACUGGGAAAUGUUACCAAAUCCAUUUUUGUCAUGGUGCAACUAGCAAUUCGAGAAAUUUUGGAUGUUGAUACGAAAAAUGAGGUGAUUGAGCUGGACACGGAAUUGGGAGUGUCAUGGAUCGAUUGGGAAAUAUGGAAGCAUUUCAUGGAUGACAAGGAAAUAAGAGAGAAAGCAAAGUCGGGACCGGAGGAAAUUACGCUGGACUCUGAAUUUCUGAGGCAUAUUUGGAAACCGGAUAUUUAUAUUGAUGAAAUGGCAUCCGUGGAACGGACUUCGCUCCUUUCAAAACUUAUCACGCUGCGGUUUUUGGUCCGGAACGAUGCAAUCCCGGGAGCAAUUACAUUCAAGGCGAGGCAAUCCCUCAAAUUGCGAUGCGACAUGGAUUUUCACUUUUAUCCUGCAGACACGCAGAAAUGCGAAUAUAAUAUUCGAAGCUAUUCCUACCCCGUCGAUCAACUCUUCCUCAUGUGGGACGAGCUUCGCAGCGUUUUCCUCGACAAGGUUGAAGACUCCAAUUUUGAGUUUCAAGUCUCAGCCGUGGAACCCGGUGGUGAAUUGGACGACUUAUAUUUAGCAUCGCAGACCAGACUUUCACAAACAAACUACUCUGCACUUUCAUUCACUCUCGAAAUUAGGAGAAAUAUCACCUAUCACCUUGUGCAGACGUACUUGCCGUCCAUUCUACUCAUAUUAAUUACAUGGCUGUGUUUCCUUCUUCCUGCUGAUAUGGUUGAAGUCAGGAUCGGAAUUUCGAUGACCACGCUCCUCACGCUUACUGCCAUGUUCACCGCUGUGAGGGAACAAGCCCCCGAAGUCAGCUAUCCCAUGGCAAUAGAUAUCUGGAUGGUGUUUUGCAUUUUCCUAGUUUUUAUCGCCCUUGUACUAUUCACAGUCAUUUACUGGAUGAGACGCCAACUAGAAAGACUGCAAGAGAAGGAUAAAGAAAAACAAGCACAAAAUGGGUCAUCAAAUCUAAAUGGACAAACUCCUCAAAAUGGUGGUGACGUCCCCCCACAAAAACCCCAGGACGAAGUAGAAGAAGAGAGGGAAACCUACAUUGCGAUAGUCACAAAUUCUCAGCGCUACGCUUUUUGGCUCUUUGCACUAAUUUUCGUAAUUUUCAUUACCUGGUAUUCAACCUGGAUCAUCCUCUCUGCCGAAUACUACGACUGGGAUCGUUCCGAAAAAUGGAAUGCUGUCGAUGACCCGGAAAAUGAUACGAAUCGUCUUUUUUCGUUCAAAAAGACCAAAUUUGAUGCAAAUGAUACUUUCCGCGUAACUACGUCAGAGUUUCGCUACUCUGAUAUAUUUGACGAAGUUAUCGAACCAAAAGUCAGUCAGUUGGAUGAAGAGUGAUAUUCAAUUCAUAAAAGUAUUUAGAUUUUAACAAUAAAAAGUAGAUUAAUGGAAAUUUUAUCAGUUUAUUUACACAGUACAUAGUUUGAGACUGCAAAAAUAUGCUGACCAGUUUUUCAUGGGUGACAAUAACUGACAAUGUAUAUCUAAGCAGUCAGGUUAGCAUCAGAAACACAAAAUUCAUUAGUUGCUUACUGGUUGACUCAAUCUUUUUUAUUGACCCGAUCUACGACUACAUUGAGUGAUUGGUUUCGAGUCAACUUUAUUCCUGCAGAAUUAUUAUUACUUUACUUGGCAUUGUUUAAUUCGUGUGGUUAUCUUGCUUGAAGUUUUACCAUAUCCAUUAGUUAAACGCACCUGAUCUACGAAUUUAUUUAGUAUUGAGCACGAUUCCAAUGUUAGAAAACCGGUUGCUCCAUUUAUUUCAGUACAUCACAUUCAGCCAAACUCUGUUGAGUAAUAAAAAUUGUAUCCCAGUUUGCGUACUGCGAAUGCAAAUUCCACGUGCAUAUGCCAAGAUCGUAUUCCAUUUGUUUGUUUCUGGAGUGGACUGGACUAAACUAAUCGUGAUGUGGACAUUAAAGAAAUGCCAAUGUUUUCCAUGCAAAUUUUUGUCUGAAUUGACGUGAUUCGUUUCGUCUUUCUUUACAUAACUUGUUUAAAAUCAUAAUAAACAUGUCAACAAGAUUUAUAUUUUUUGUAAUUCCAACAUAAAAGAGCUGGUAACUCUGUUCUACAAGUUAGUUGAAGAUUGUUCCUUGUCCGGUCUACAGAUAGUCUGGUGGUCGACUUUGUCUCGAACUUAAAAUGCGUCCUUCUUUGAUUUUAGUGUUCGUUGUCGUACUAAAGACAGCAUCGGCUGUUCCCCAAUUCGGUAUUCCAUCGCUUCCCAAGGCUGCCCCCGUCCCAAUCUCGACACCCCAGGCGCCGAUCCCCAAUGUCGCUGAUGGCCUAGAGUACACCCAGAAGAUCGAGGACCUCGUCAGCCUGGUCCGUGUGGCUCUAACGGACAUGGGCGAAAUCGCUGUUGCAGAUAAUCCAGAAGCUGGUUCCAAAAUUGUGGCAAAGUUGCAGGCUCAGAUUGCUCGAGCAGCUCAAGUUCUUGCAGAUUUUACAACAAAAUCCGCCCGAGUACGACGCGACGUUAAGAGCAAUGGAGAGUCUUCGUAUAACCAAGUUGGGGAAAUUCUGGUUGAAUCUAAUGACAAGACGCAACCCGAGAAGAGCGAACUUAGCCCGGAAGCCCAGGAAAAAAUGGAUGAUCGACAUGACAAAGCCGUGAACGAUUGUAAGGCCGAUGUUUGCAAGUCGCAUACCGCGAAGAGGAAUAAGAUUAAGGAAGCCAAAGCGGCAAAAGCGGCGAAGGGAUAAUUAUGAAUAUUUAAGAUUUGCUUGUUCCAAUUAUGUAAUUAUUGUUGGCUUGCAUCGUUAAGACAAUAAAUAUUUAGUAUAAAUCUUA